Messenger RNA from Manihot esculenta (cassava), 2151 nucleotides. RefSeq names its product probable CoA ligase CCL5. The record is from RefSeq and is a predicted model, not a curated record. Gene Ontology annotation, cellular component: peroxisome. Bases 211 to 1869 code for a protein of 552 amino acids. NCBI's taxonomy places the organism in Eukaryota, Viridiplantae, Streptophyta, Magnoliopsida, Malpighiales, Euphorbiaceae. Gene Ontology annotation, molecular function: CoA-ligase activity. The transcript is spliced from 5 exons.
CCAAAAAAAAACAAAAAAAGGGCAGAUCACAUCAACACGAUUUUCAUUCAAGCCUAUCUAACGGCUAACGUGUCUCAUAACAAAUCUGACAGGUGAAACCAAAGCAUACUCCAAGUCUAACGGGUGUCCACUGGCGGAGACAUUAUAAGACGGAAGGAUCAAAUACAAGGAAGCAGGCAGGCACGGCGUACCGGCUACAGAAGGAAGAUAAUGCCAUUGACGCAGAAUAACGGCUUUCAGAUCGACCCCAGAAGCGGCUUUUGCAGAUGUAAUUCUAUUUUCUACAGUAAACGCAAGCCUUAUCAUCUCCCACCCAAUUACUGCAUUGAUGUCACCACCUUUAUUUCGUCCCAGGCUCACCAUGGCAAGACAGCCUUCAUCGACGCCAGCACUGGCCACCAUUUCAGCUUCGUCGACCUCUGGAAAGCCGUCGAUUCCGUCGCCACCUCUCUAUUUGAGAUGGGAGUCCGCAAGGGCAACGUCAUCCUUCUUCUUUCCCCAAACUCCAUCUUCUUCCCUGUUGUUUGCCUUUCUGUUAUGUCCCUUGGCGCCGUAAUUACCACUACCAACCCUCUCAACACUCCCCGUGAAAUCGCCACGCAAAUCGCCGACUCCAAACCCUUAUUCGCUUUCACUACCUCCCAACUAGUCCCCAAACUCGUCAACUCGAACCGAAAUCUUCCCAUCAUCCUCAUAGACGACCAUGAUUCAGCCAAAGCCCAAGCCAAUAUCUUAACAACUUUAAGCGAGAUGAUGAGGAAGGAGCCUAGUAGGAGUCGAGUCAGGGAGCGAGUCAACAUGGACGACACAGCAACUCUUCUUUACUCAUCAGGUACAACCGGAGCAAGCAAGGGCGUGGUUUCCUCUCAUCGCAACCUAAUAGCGAUGGUGCAAACAAUCGUUGGACGCUUCAACGAAGACAGAGAACAUAAAUAUAUUUGCACCGUCCCAAUGUUUCACAUCUACGGUUUAGCAAUGUUCGCGACGGGAUUACUCGCGCCAGGAUCAACAAUCAUUGUGCUCCCCAAGUUCGAGAUUCACGAGAUGCUAUCGGCGAUCGAGAGGUACCGUGCCACGGAUCUCCCUCUGGUGCCACCUAUUCUAGUAGCACUUGUCAACGGCGCCGAUGAGAUGAAGUCCAAGUACGAUUUGAGUUCGCUACAAAGUGUCGUGUCAGGAGGUGCUCCUCUGAGCAAAGAGGUGAUAGAGGGGUUCGUAGAGAAAUAUCAGAAGGUGAGAAUUCUUCAGGGUUACGGAUUAACUGAGUCGACGGGUGUGGGUGCGUCAACGGAUACCCUAGAGGAAAGUAGGAGAUAUGGUACGGCAGGGCUGCUGACAUCGAGCAUGGAGGCAAAAAUCGUGGACCCGGAAAGCGGAGAAGCUCUGCCGAUGAACCAGACAGGUGAGCUUUGGCUUAGAGGUCCCACUAUCAUGAAAGGUUAUUUUUUUAAUGCUGAGGCUACAUCAACGGCUCUUGAUUCUGAGGGAUGGUUAAGAACAGGGGAUUUGUGCUACGUAGAUGAUGACGGCUUUAUUUUUGUUAUUGAUCGACUGAAGGAAUUGAUCAAAUACAAGGGAUAUCAGGUUCCUCCUGCGGAACUAGAGGCCUUGUUGCUUACUCAUUCCGAAAUUUCUGAUGCUGCUGUAAUACCGUUUCCUGACAAGGAAGCUGGACAGUUCCCCAUGGCUUAUGUUGUAAGAAAGGCCAGAAGUAGUUUAUCUGAGAGUGCUGUCAUGGAUUUCGUGGCAAGACAGGUAGCCCCUUACAAGAGAAUACAAAGAGUUGCAUUUAUUGGAGCCAUACCCAGGAAUCCAUCGGGCAAGAUUCUCAGGAAGGAUCUAAUAAAGCUUGCAACCUCUAAACUAUGAAUGUUUUGGGUUCUGGAAUAACAAAUGUAUUUAAAAAAUGACUACGAAUCAAUAAGCGUGAGUCCAGUGAUCAGCGUUACUGGAAGAGGUAGCCACGACAUUAUUACCGUGAAAUGGGCACGAUUGAAUACCCGAUUAAAAGAAAAAAGAAAAAAGAAAAAGACUGCUAGAAUGUCAAUCACCAUUUUUGAGCUAUAGUGCAGCUUCUUAGCCUUGUUUAUCAGCAUAUUUUGUCAUCCUGUUUAAAGCUAAUUUCAUUGGAAAUGGAAUUCUUGUUUGGGA